UCUUCUGGAGAAGCGGCUCUGCUCUUCUCCUCACUUCUCCUCACUUGGCCAGUCGCGAUGGCGAGGUGGCUUCCCCUCGCCUUGGUCCUGCUUCCUGCCUUGUGGAGCCGGUACCUCUUCCAAGCGGCGGCGCAACAGAGGCAGAAGCCGCCCCAGGCAGCGCCUCAGCAACGAGGUUUGUUUCCAGCAGUGCUGAACUUGGCAUCUAAUGCCUUCAUCACCACAAAUGCUACAUGUGGUACAAAAGGUCCUGAAAUGUACUGCAAGUUAGUGGAACAUGUACCUGGCCAACCAGUGAGAAACCCUCAAUGUCGGAUCUGCGACCAGCACAGCAGAUUUCCAAACUUGCGACACCCGAUAACAAAUGCAAUUGAUGGCAAGAACACUUGGUGGCAAAGUCCCAGCAUUCAGAAUGGGAUGGAAUAUCAUUAUGUGACCAUCACGCUGGACCUGCGGCAGGUCUUCCAGAUUGCCUAUGUUAUUGUAAAAGCAGCUAAUUCACCACGGCCUGGCAACUGGAUUUUGGAGCGUUCACUAGAUGGUGCCAACUACCAGCCCUGGCAGUACCAUGCUAUCACAGACACGGAAUGUCUGACUCGCUACAACAUCCCUCCCCGCACUGGACCUCCAUCGUAUGCAAAAGAUGAUGAAGUUAUAUGCACUUCAUAUUACUCUAGAAUUCAUCCAUUGGAAAAUGGAGAGAUUCAUACAUCUUUAAUCAAUGGACGACCAAGUGCAGAAGACCCAUCACCAGCCCUUCUAGAGUUCACUUCAGCUCGCUACAUCCGCCUGAGAUUUCAGAGGAUACGAACACUGAAUGCUGAUUUGAUGAUGCUUAUGCACAGAGAUCCCAAUGAAAUUGAUCCAAUUGUUACAAGGAGGUAUUACUAUUCUGUAAAGGAUAUCUCCGUGGGAGGAAUGUGCAUCUGCUAUGGCCAUGCAAAGGCCUGUCCGCUGAAUCUUGCUACAAAUCGAUCUUCUUGUGAAUGUGAGCAUAACACAUGUGGAGAAAGUUGUGAUCGGUGCUGCCCUGGAUUUAAUCAGAAGCCUUGGCAAGCUGGAACCUUCCUUGUCAAAUAUGAGUGUGAAGCCUGCAAUUGUCAUGGGAAAGCGGAAGAGUGUUUCUAUAAUCAGACUGUAGCAGACAAAAAGCAGAGUUUGAAUAUCCAUGGGGAAUAUGUCGGAGGUGGAGUGUGCAUUAACUGCACACAGAACACUGCUGGCAUCAACUGUGAAACCUGCAUUGAUGGGUAUUUCAGGCAAAAAGGGGUGUUACCAGGUGAUCGCAACCCAUGCCGUCCAUGUAAUUGUUAUUCCAUUGGCUCUUUAGAUGGCACUUGUGUCAAAGAUGAAAAACAUGCUUCAGGAGACCUGCUCCCUGGAUUCUGUCACUGUAAGCCUGGCUUUGGAGGAGAGAGGUGCAAUCGAUGCGCCUUGGGAUACAAAGGCUUCCCUCACUGUUUGCCCUGCAAUUGUUCCCUCAAAGGCAGCUUAAAUGAUGACCCUUGCCAAGGGCCCUGCAGGUGCAAGGAAAAUGUUGAAGGGGAGAACUGCAGUCGCUGUAAACCAGGCUUCUUUAACCUGCAACAAGACAACCCCAAAGGCUGUGAGGAAUGUUUCUGCUCCGGUAUAACAAAUGACUGUGUGAGCUCCCACUGGACCUACAGCAAUAUUGGAGAAAUGAAUGGCUGGUACCUAACAGAUUUACCUGCUCGUGCUAGAGUUGCUCCUCAACAGGACAAAUUUGAUGGAGUGGAACAGCUUAGUGUCAACAACAUUGCUGCAAGGACUUUUCUACCACAGAUUUAUUAUUGGAGUGCACCUCGUCCUUAUUUGGGUAACAAGAUAACAGCUGCUGGAGGACAUCUGAAAUUUACAGUUUCAUAUGACCUCAUUGGGGAAGAAGAUGCUGCUGAAGCAAUGCUUCAAUCUGAUGUCAUCAUAGAGGGAAGUGGUUUAAGAAUCAGCACAUCACAGGAGGGUAUUCAUUUGAACCCGUUUGAACAGCAUACUGAAGAAGUGUUGCUGAAACAUGACUUAUUCAUGCUGCAUGACACUGAUUUUCCAGUCAGCAAAAGGGAAUUCAUGACUGUGUUGGCAAAUAUAAAACGUCUUCUUAUAAGAGCCACAUACAGCUAUGGGAUGAAUGCCAUCUACAGGUUGAGUGAUGUCAGUUUGGAAGCUGCUGAUGACAUGUCAACAAGACACAAAGAUGCACCUGCUGUUGAAAUUUGCCAGUGUCCUCCAGGAUAUUCUGGUACCUCCUGUGAAUCUUGUCAAUCAAGGCACAGGCGAGUUAAUGGCACUAUUGUUGGUGGAAUCUGUAGGCCAUGCACAUGCUUUGGUCAUGCGGAGUCAUGCGAUGAUAUCACUGGAGAAUGCCUGGACUGCAAGCACAACACAGGUGGCCUAUAUUGUGAUAAAUGUCUUCCUGGUUUCUAUGGAGAUGCUACUAAAGGAAAACCUGAUGACUGCCAGCUGUGUGCUUGCCCACUGAGUAUACCUUCAAACAAUUUUAGCCCUACUUGUCAUCUGGACCGAAGUCGUGGAUUAAUAUGUGAUGAGUGCCCCCCUGGUUAUGUCGGCUCACGCUGUGAGAGGUGUGCAGAAGGCUAUUUCGGACAACCUUUAAUACCGGGGGGAUCAUGCCAGCCUUGCCGAUGUAAUGACAACCUUGACUUCUCCAUUCCUGGCAGCUGUGACAGCUUGUCUGGAGCUUGUCUGAUAUGUAAGCCAGGUACAACAGGCCAGUACUGUGAAAAGUGUGCUGAUGGGUAUUUCGGAGAUGCUCUUGAUGUGAAGAACUGUCAACCUUGCAGUUGCAAUGUCAAUGGCUCGUUUUCACUGACCUGUAAUUCUAAGACUGGACAGUGUGACUGCAAACCUAACAUCGUGGGGCGCUUAUGUGAUAAAUGUAAGCCUGGAACCUUUGGUGUGCAGUCUUCCAGAGGCUGUGUUCCCUGCAACUGUAAUUCAUUUGGAUCAAAAUCCUUUGACUGUGAUGAAACUGGACAAUGUCAUUGUCAACCAGGUGUUGGAGGGAAGAAGUGUGACCGCUGCGCUCAUGGAUUUUAUGGCUUUGAAGAAGGAGGAUGUACCCCCUGUGAGUGUUCCCAUCUUGGUAAUAAUUGUGACCCAUUUACUGGCCGUUGUAUCUGCCCUCCCAACACUGUAGGACAACGGUGUGAAAAAUGUGCACCAAAUCACUGGGGCCAUGAUAUUAUCAGUGGGUGCAAGGCCUGUGAAUGUAGUACAGCUGGAUCUCUCAGUUUCCAAUGUAACCCUGAUACUGGUUGCUGUUUCUGCCGUCCAGAAUUUUCAGGGGAUAAAUGUACUGAAUGCAGGCUGGGAUAUCGAAACUAUCCACAGUGCAUUGCCUGCGAAUGCAUGGUAGCAGGGACUGAGCCACAUACUUGUAAUUCAGAGAUGGAGAAAUGUUCAUGUUCAGAUCAUUCAGGACAGUGCACUUGCAAGAUGAAUGUGGAAGGUGUCUACUGUGACAGGUGCAAACCUGGCAGGUUUGGACUCUCUGCCAGGAAUCCACUUGGCUGCAGCAGCUGCUAUUGCUUUGGCCUGACAUCGCAGUGCAGUGAGGCAAAGGGCCUGGUCCGUAUGUGGUUGACUCUGAAGCCAGAUCAGGUCAUCCUUCCUCUGGUUGAUGAAAAUGUCCAGCACCAAACUGUCCAUGGCAUUGUAUACCAGUAUCCAGAGACAAUUGCAAAUAUUGACUUGGUGAAGCAAGAGUUACAUUCAGAACCAUUUUACUGGAGACUUCCUGAACAGUUCGAAGGACGGAAGCUGGCAGCUUAUGGAGGAAAACUGAAAUAUGCUAUCUUCUUUGAAGCACGAGAAGAAACUGGCUUUGCGACCUAUAACCCCCAGGUCAUCAUCAGGGGUGGGCCUCCCGCACAAACACGAAUUAUUGUCAGGCAUGUAGCUGCUCCUCUGAAUGGUCAAUUGACAAGGCAUGAGAUAGAAAUGACAGAGCAUGAGUGGAAAUACCAUGGGGAUGGUCCAAGGGUCAGUAGAACGGUGAACCGUGAAGACUUCAUGGAUGUCCUCUACAGCAUUCAUUACAUACUUAUUAAGGCUACUCAUGGCAGCUUCAUGAGGCAAACAAGAAUUUCUGAGAUCUCCAUGGAAGUUGCACAGGAAGGAAGUGUAUCAGGAAGGACUCCCCGUGCGCAACUGAUUGAGAAAUGUGACUGUCCUUUGGGUUAUUUAGGCUUGUCAUGUGAGACAUGUGCUCCUGGGUUUUAUAGACUUCCUUCUACAUCUGCUAGCAGAAAACCAGGCCCAGCUUUAGGUUCCUGUGUACCGUGUCAAUGUCAUGGGCAUGGCGAGAUGUGUGAUCCAGAAACCUCAAUUUGCCAGAACUGUCGUCACAACACUAGUGGUGACCAUUGUGAAAGGUGUGCACUCGGGUUCUAUGGGAUUGUUAGAGGAUCUCCAAAUGACUGCCAACCUUGUGCAUGCCCUCUGACUGUGUCAAGCAACAAUUUUAGUCCCUCCUGUGUCAUCGAAGGGGUUGGUGAUUAUCGGUGUACUGCUUGCCCACCUGGAUAUGAAGGACAGUACUGUGAAAGAUGUUCUUCUGGAUACACUGGGAACCCAAGAAUUCCUGGUGGAUCAUGCCAAGAAUGUGAGUGUCAUCCAUAUGGUUCGCUGCCUGUUCCUUGUGAUCCUGUCACUGGACAAUGCACGUGCAAACCUGGAUCUACUGGACUGAAGUGUGCAGGAUGUGAACCCCGGCAUGCUCGUGAAGGCAUAGCAUGUGUUUUUUGUGAUGAUGAGUGCACUGGAGUCCUUCUCCGUGACUUGGAUCAACUAAGCCAGAUGGUUCUGAGUGUCAACCUCAGUGGCCCGCUUCAUCCACCAUAUAAAAUGCUUUACUCUUUUGAAAAUACAACCCAGGAAUUAAAGCAUUUACUGUCGCCUCAGCAAGCACCAGAGAGACGGCUUCGGUUAGCACAGAAAAAUUUGGAUACUCUUGUGACAGAAAUGGAUGAGCUUUUGACAAGGGCGACCAAGGUGACAGCAGAUGGGGAGCAAACCAGACAGGAUGCUGAGACAACUAAUGAGAGAGCGAAGCUGCUUGGACAGUUCAUCAAGGGCACCCUCCAGGCUGCAGAAGCUGCAAAUGAGACUGCUUUAAAACUCAAUGAGACACUUGGAGUCCCAGAUAAAACUAUUGACAAAAGCCUUCAAGAAAUACAAAGAGAUGUUGACAAAAUGAUGGCAGAGCUAAGGAAGAGAAAUCUAAAUACACAAGAGGAGGCUGCCCAAAAUGAAUUAGAAGCAGCAGUAGCUCUAUUGAAACGAGUGAAUAAGUUGUUUGCAGAUCCCAGAAAGAAAACAGAAGAGCUCAAGAAUGAAGUCAGAGACAAACUGUCAGACUACCAAGAUAAAGUUGAUGAUGCUCUGGACCUACUGAGAGAAGCAACCAAUAAAAUUCGGGAGGCAGAUAGGUUAUCUGCAAUAAAUCAAAGAAACAUGACUAUGGUGGAGAAAAAGAAGCAACUUGUAGAAGAUGGACAACAGGAAGCUGAAAAUACUCUAAAGGAAGGAAAUGACAUCCUCAAUGAAGCUAAUGACCUUGCAAAUGGAAUCAAUUUAGCUGUGGAGUAUGUAGAUGAUGUCCGGAAUAAAAUAAGUCCAUUGUCUGAUCAGCUGAAGGAUAAAAUUGAUGAUUUAUCUCAAGACAUCAAAGACCGAAAACUUCCAGAACAAGUACUGCAAGCUGAGUCCCAUGCUGCCCAGCUGAAUGAUUCAUCUAAUAUACUGGAUGGAAUCCUUGAUGAAGCAAAAAACCUCUCCUUCAAUGCCACAGUGGCUUUUAAAGCCUACAGCAAUAUCAAGGACUAUGUUGAUGAAGCUGAUGGGAUUUCCAAAGAUGCUAAAGCUCGUGCCAAUGAAGCAAUACGACUGGCAUCUGGUCCAGAAGGAUCAUUAAAGGAUGGUGCCAAGAAUGCUCUACAAAAAAGCUUUAGAGUUCUUAAUGAUGCCAACAGGCAGGCAAAUGAUCUUAAAGAAAAUGGAGAUAACCUAAAGGGAAUGCAGAAUAGGUUGCAAGAUGCAGAGGAAAAAAACUCUGAUCUCCUGAGAGCUUUGAAUGAUACACUGGGAAAACUGUCAGCAAUUCCUAAUGAUACAGCUGCCAAGGUGCAAGCAGUCAAGGAGAAAGCUAGACAAGCUAAUGAUACAGCAAAUGAUGUACUGGCUAGAAUCAGAGAUCUCAACAAGAAUCUCCUAGGCUUAAAAGACAACUACCGGAAACUUGCUGAUGAUGCAGCCAAAACAAAUGCUGUAGUGAAAGAUCCCGCCAAAAACAUUGCUGAUGCAGAUGACACAGUGAGAAACCUGGAAGAAGAGGCAGAUCGGUUGAUGGAUAAGCUCAAACCAAUCAAACAACUUCAAGACAACCUAGGGAAAAACAUCUCUCACAUUAAAGACCUAAUAAAUCAAGCCAGGAAGCAAGCCAAUUCUAUUAAAGUAUCUGUGGCUUCUGGAGGCAACUGCAUUCGUACAUACAGACCAGAAAUAAAGAAGGGAAGCUACAACACUGUCAUUCUCAAUGUAAAGACAACAACGGCUGACAAUCUUCUUUUUUACCUUGGAAGUAACAAAUUUACUGACUUUCUGGCUAUAGAAAUGCGUAAAGGCAAAGUGGAUUUCCUAUGGGAUGUUGGAUCUGGAGUUGGACGAGUUGAGUAUCCAGAUCUAACCAUUAAUGAUGGGUUUUGGUACCGAAUUGAAGCAUCAAGAACUGGAAGAAAUGGCACAAUUUCUGUACAGGCAUUGGAAGGACCUAAGGCUACUAUUGUCCCAAGUAUCUUCAAUGCAAUUUCCCCACCUGGUUAUACCAUUUUGGAUGUAGAUGCAAAUGCCAUGCUGUUUGUUGGAGGUCUAACAGGGAAGAUAAAGAAAUCUGAAGCUGUAAGAGUUACUACUUUCACUGGCUGUAUGGGAGAAACUUAUUUAGACAGCAAACCAAUAGGUUUGUGGAAUUUCAGAGACAUUGAAGGAGAGUGUAAAGGCUGUGCUGUCAGUCCCCAAGUGGCUGAUGGUGAGGGCACAGUUCAGUUUGAUGGAGAAGGUUAUGCCAUGGUAAGCCGCCCAAUUAGAUGGAAUCCAAAUAUCUCCAUGGUUAUGUUCAAGUUUAAGACCUUUUCUUCCACUGCUCUUCUAAUGUACCUUGCUACACUUGACUUGAAAGAUUUCAUGAGCAUUGAACUCAGUGAUGGGCAUAUUAAAGUGAGCUAUGAUCUUGGUUCAGGAACAGCUUCUGUUGUCAGCAACCAAAACCACAAUGAUGGAAAAUGGAAAUCAUUCACCUUGUCAAGAAUUCUAAAACAAGCUAAUGUAUCAAUUGUAGACAUAGACUCCAAUCAAGAAGAGAUCAUAUCAACAGAUUCUACAGGAAAGCACUUUGGCCUUAACUUGAAAGCUGAUGAACCUAUCUAUUUUGGGGGACUGCCAAGCUUAAGAGGAAAUCUAAGACCUGAAGUAAAUACAAGAAAGUAUGCAGGUUGCCUCAAGGAUAUUGAAAUUUCUAGGACACCAUACAAUCUCCUAAGCAGUCCCGACUAUGUUGGCAUUACCAAGGGUUGUACAUUAGAAAAUAUCUACACAGUCAACUUCCCGAAACCAGGUUUUGUGGAGCUGCCGCCUGUCUCCCUUGACAUAGGAACAGAAAUCCACUUGUCCUUCAGCACUAAAAAUGAAUCGGGUAUUAUUCUCUUUGGCACUAAUGGGAUUCCUGUAACUCCAAGGAGGAAACGCAGACAGACUGGGCAGGCCUAUUAUGCAGUUUUCUUGAAUGGAGGUCGACUAGAAGUACAUGUCUCCAAUGGAGUACGAGACCCGCGCAGGAUCACCAUCAAGCCUGAAUCUGGCGAGUUUCAUGAUGGCAAAGAACACUCCAUCUGGAUAGAGAGGCUUGCAGGGAUGUUUGCUAUACAAGUAGAUGAGGACAGAAGACAGUCUCAGAGACUUCCGUCAGAUCAACCUAUUUCUGUGAAGAAGCUUUUUGUGGGAGGAACACCACCGGAAUUUCAUACUGCUCCAAUUAGGAACAUACCUGCCUUUGAUGGCUGCAUAUGGAACCUACUCAUCAAUGCGGUUCCAGUAGAUUUUGCCCAGCCGGUGUCCUUUGAAAAUGCAGACAUUGGCCAGUGCCCUGAUUCAGGCCCACCACGUGAAAAAGAGGAUGAAGAUGAAGCUUCCCGUGCAACAGUAGUAAUCCAUCCUGAACCAGAUGCAGAAGAGAUGAAAGCAAGUGCAACUUCUCCUCCUCCACUUCCCUUCCCUCCUUUACCUGAUUUGCUUGCUGCUGAAGUGAAGAGUGCCAGCAUUUCAGCUGACCUUGACACUGUGAUGGAACAUUGUGCUGUGGAUGUGGAGCCGAUUGCCUUGGAAAGGGCGAAACAGUUUGGUCUGUCAAGGAACAGUCAUAUUGCAGUUGCAUUUGAUGACACCAAAGUAAAAAAUACACUCACCAUUGAAUUUGAAUUCAGAACAAAGGCUGAGAAUGGUUUGCUUUUCUAUAUGGCCCGGAUCAAUCAUGCUGAUUUUGCCACCGUUCAGAUAAAGAAUGGUUUUCCAUACUUCAGUUAUGACCUGGGACAUGGGAACACCAGCACAAUGAUCCCCAGCAAAAUCAAUGAUGGUCACUGGCACAAGAUAAAAAUAUUCCGGAGCAAGCAAGAAGGUGUCUUGUUAGUUGACGGUUCUACAAACAGGACCACUAGCCCAAAGAAAGCUGAUAUUUUAGACGUUGUGGGGAUGUUGUAUGUUGGAGGAUUGCCCAUUAACUAUACAACUAAAAGAAUUGGCCCGGUUGUCUACAGUAUCAAUGGCUGUAUGCGAAAUUUCCAAAUGACCGAGUCUCCUGUUGAUCUUGAUAACCCUUCUUCCAGUUAUAAUGUUGGAAAGUGCUUUGUUAAUCCACAAGAAGGAACCUACUUUGCAGGAACAGGUUUUGCCAAAGCAGUUGGAACAUUUAGAGUGGGGUUAGAUCUACACAUAGAAUUUGACUUCCGCACUACUCGGCCAAAUGGUGUUCUGUUGGGGAUCAGCAGCCAGAAAAUGGAUGGGCUUGGCAUCGAGUUGGUGGAUGAAAAUGUGAUGUUCCAUGUCGAUAAUGGUGCAGGUCGGUUUUCUGCCAUCUAUGAGCCUGCAAUAACAGGUAGCUUGUGUGAUGGGCAGUGGCACAAGGUUAUUGCACACAAGGCAAAACACCGCUUAAUGCUAACUGUGGAUGGCCACCAUGUGGAAGCUAUCAGCCCCAAUACAGCUUCCACUUCAGCAGAUACUAAUGAUCCUGUAUUUGUUGGAGGCUAUCCUGAUGGGUUACACCAGUUUGGUCUGACCACUAACAUCCGUUUCAAAGGAUGUAUUAAAUCGCUGAAACUCACCAAGGGGACAUCUAGCCGUUGGAGAUUAACUUCAGCAAAGCCUUGGAGAUAAAGGGAGUCCAACCUCUUUCAUGCCCAGCAAAUUGACACGACAUCAUCCAGCUAUGAUAUAGGAAUAGCCUCUUGAAAAGAACAAAAAAGGAGGGCCUCACAUGUUUCAAGAAUCUGAUACAUAUACAGUGCCUUUGUCAUUAAAAAGGCAUUUUACAAAUAUUUUUGACUUAAACCUAUGAUAUUUUUAAAAUGGUGCUACUUCAAAGUGUGCUUUUAAAGACAAGAAACUGUUUCCCAUGGAAUAAAUAAAGCAGAAAGAUCCUCCUGUGUGAUUUCUGACCCUUUCCCCCUCAGUGUGGAAGAGUUUCAAGUAGUGUAAUUGCAUAUCCUUGUUUCCCAAAGUGUAAAGUAAGUCAUACUCCCAUUCUGUGGAUGUUUUUAAGUUUCAAGAGGCAUUGUGUAUGUGCACAGCCCUACUCACUCAGCUAUAGAAGGAACCAGCUGGGCUAGUGUCAUUGCCCCUUGGGCUUUACUAUUUCAGACCUUCUGGCUGUUGUCUUCCAAAUCUGUGGCCACAACAUGGCAUACAAACAAAACUCAAUUUUUUAGCUGUAAUGUGAUUUGGGCUGAAGACAGUAAAAUAGUUAAAAUGGAUGAACAAGUUACUGGAUCUGUGGCUUCUUUGGCUUUCUAUAUGUGCCAUCCUCAUGGUGUAGUCAUUUCAGGAAGUUUUGUAGGAAGGACUAAUGCAUUUUACUUGGAUUUGUAACAUGACUUCCAAGAGGAGCCAAUGAUCUGGUCUCAUAUGUAUUCAAGUUCUAUUUGCAAACAAAAAAGUGGGAAUAAAUUUAAAGAACAUUGUGUAUACUAUUUUUACUUCAUGUAUUUGGCAACAAGAAAGGCACUUCUCGGGAAUCAUCAGGUAGUCAUUACUUCUCCCAACAGUGGGUACUCUGCCUGAAUGCUGAGCUCAUAGGUGUGUGUCUCUCUCGCUGAAGAGAGGAUAUGCAGAUUUUUCCUUUUGGGUGCUAUUAAGGAAAAAUAGAGUACACAAGGCAAUUCCACAUCUGUAACACACACUUUAGCAUAGUAUCUCAAGAUGCUAUAAGUUCAGUCUGGAGAUACUCAGCCAUCUUUGCAUGUGGAGGCCCAACGUGCUGCAAUUCAAGGACUUCCAAGCCAAACAAACAUGAGGAAAUUCUCAUCACUGGGUGAAGCGGUUUUACAGAUGUUAGAUCUUUUAAAAAACACCAAUGUAGUAUUGUCUUCUAGUUUCUGGAUUUUAACUGUUUUCUGGGCACUCUGCUAAUGCUUUCUGUAUUAAGUUUAUGUAAUGAACUGUUCCCAUUAUUUACAAGAUUUAGCAUUUUCUUGGUAUGUCGUAUACUUGUGGGGAAAGAGGAAGGACAACAGCAAUGUUUGCUACCUAACCGGUUUGUAUAAUGUUAUUACAAAGAACAUAUUGGACUCAAAUUCUAAUAUAUCAUUUGAAUUGCAA
This is a messenger RNA of Anolis carolinensis (green anole), 10908 nucleotides long. RefSeq names its product laminin subunit alpha 2 (gene lama2). The record is from RefSeq and is a predicted model, not a curated record. Gene Ontology annotation, molecular function: signaling receptor binding. NCBI's taxonomy places the organism in Eukaryota, Metazoa, Chordata, Lepidosauria, Squamata, Anolidae. Gene Ontology annotation, biological process: regulation of cell adhesion; animal organ morphogenesis; regulation of embryonic development.